AUGUUGCCUAUGUUUCUGAAAGCCUUCGCUUGUCUGGCUCCAUUAACCGGUGCGCAAUGUGACAAUGCGACUGCGAGCGAUUGGCUGCUCUACGACAGCGGUGCGUCCUACCUGAACCUACCAGAGGUGGACAACUGGUCCAGGCUGAACGAUGCCCAGACGGUCUGGCGGAAACUGAAGCUCCUGCAAGAUCCCCAAGUGGGCGAUGCAUCUGUGAUCGUGAGCUUGGUUGACACAACCUUCGCUGAUGUUUCUGGCGCAGAAGCGGCGCCCUGGGGUCUCGCCUCGGACUGUCGUGGGUCACCGUUCAGCGGCACUAUGCAGGUCAAUCUGCUGAACACCCCCUUCAGAUACGAGGCAGUCCUUCCUGAUGCCACGGGUUACAAAGCUUUCGGUUCUGUGUCAUGCCAGAGUCCGGGUCUGCAAAACUGCUCUGCAAGUUGUGGAGGUCUUUGCGGAUUUUGCGGCCUGGGCGAGCAGACCGUCACCCAAGCAGAACUUCCUGUGGUUGACCAGUGUGCCUUCGACAUGGGAGUUCAGGCCUGGGUGACCACGACAACCUCUACCGGAACGCGGACGACCCUGACAUCGACCCUGACCUCAUCCGUAACAUCAUCUACGACAACUUAUCUGGGACCAACGAGCACCAGCACCACCACGAUUACAAGCUUGACUUCGUCCACGUCAGCGACAGUCACUUCAACAUCCACUGCAACAGUUUCGAUCACCUCAAGUUCCACCACAACCAGUACCACAACUCAGGUGAACGGCUACUACUAUUACCGCUUCACACCGACACAAAUAGCGGAUGAAGGCGGAAGCUGCUGCUGCGCCCAUGCAGUAGCGGAGCUCUACUUCAGGAACUGUGGAGCAGAUGUGGACAUGGCAUCGGUCAGUGCCAGCAAUCCUGGAGGUUCUUGGCAGAGCAGACCACCGAGCAAUGCCGUGGAUCUCCGGCUCGAGACGAAGUGGCGGGACAGCAACAGGCGCCCGCUGAUCCUCGCUUCGCCGGAGCUGAUGCCGGUGGACUCCUACAGUGGGGGCCUCGGUAUCGGGCCUUGGUGCUAUGGAUACCGGGGAUGCCUUGAGGGCGAUGACGGUGGCGAUGGCUACUACGUCUGGCAGGUCGGUGCCGAUGUGGGUGCAGCGCCUAGGAUGAUUGGCUCACUGGAACAAGAGAUGGGACCGUGGUCCAGACAGACGGACGGCUUGCGGCAGGAAGUGCUGCGAUUGAGAGGUGGCAGCUCCAUGGGAGUUCGACCUGAGGAACAAGAAGGAUAUGAAUACCCAAGGGGGCCGCCGCAGGCGCUGGGAGGAUACCUGACAGCACAGCAUGCUCAGGAGAACGCCGAUGAGUAUCAAGAGACCAUCAACCCGGUGCCGGCGAUGCCUCGGCGGCCCAAUGAGAUCUGGAAGUGCUACGGCGCUACGGGUACAGCUGAUCCAAUGUCACACUUGUUGGAAGGCUUGGAGAAGGUGAUCAAGGGCAACAAGCCAGAGGAGCUUUCAAAGAGUGUAACGAUUCAUCCCUGCCCUUUGUACACACUUUGA
Messenger RNA from Symbiodinium sp. CCMP2592, 1551 nucleotides. The record is from the annotation of a GenBank genome assembly. NCBI's taxonomy places the organism in Eukaryota, Dinophyceae, Suessiales, Symbiodiniaceae.